CGACGAUUGAAAUUUGAAGGUUGAUUAGCGUCACACUUUGGCCUUCAGCGGUUCAACUUCAAACCAAAUUGAAAGAAUCUUCCUUCUUGCAACGGUACCAUGGAAGUUGAAGCACAAUCGGAGUUUCCGUACUGGAAGCCUUUCCAACGGAGGUUCGACCCUGAUUCUCCCUUCUUCGCCUCUGGAAAUGCCGAGCGCGAAAUCUUAGCCAAACAGGUUGCCUUGGAUUUAACCGAAGAUGAAAAGCUCCAGCUUCAUAAUAUGGUAGUUGAUGUCGGCAGGAAAAUCUUUUGCCCAAUAGUCGGUUGUGGUGCGCACUUGAAAUCGCUGGAUGACUUUGAAGAUCACUACAAUUCACGGCAUACUGCCUCUUGUUCAGUUUGCCCAAGAGUAUAUCCAACAUCACGACUGCUUAGUCUGCAUGUGUCUGAGGCACACGACUCGUUCUUUCAAGCCAAAGUUGCUCGUGGCUAUGACAUGUAUGAAUGCCUGGUGGAAGGUUGUGGUUUGAAGUUCAAGAGCUACAAAAGCAGGCAGCAGCAUCUAGUGGACAAGCAUAAGUUUUCUGCUUCAUUUGAAUUCUUUAAGAAGGCUCCUCCUUCUAAGAAACAAAGACAGAAAUUAUAUCGAAAACAAGUUCUUCAACCAAGGGAAGAAACUUCCAAAAUGGAAGUCGAGAAUGAAACUAUGGAUGGCCUCAUUUUGGGAGUAUCUAAACUAAGUACUUCGGACUCAACUCCAUCAUCAGUCAGCUUUGGCCGAAGGCACACUCGAGGGUUAACGUUUGUUCCUCGAGCAGUUCAGCGUGAAAAGGUUUCAGACUCCUCAACAGCAGGAUCAAACAAAUAAAAGUUCUGCAUCUAGACCAAGUAAGGGUAUAGUACCUAUCAGUUCUAGCUCAUUUUUCUGUUUCUUCCUUAGUUCUUCUCAAGGGUAUCUGGUGCUGCAACGUGGUUAGUUUUUUCUCAUUUGAUAUAGAUCCUUAACCUCAUCAAUGGGAUGAUUCGUUGUUAUUUUGUAGUUGGGAUGUAAUUUGAGAUAAUAUGUGAAAUGAUGGGAAGAUCUUGCAUCUCAAGAUUGCAGAAUUAGUUUUUAUUUGACUUGCAAUUUACUAUCUUAGUGAAAGAAUCAGAAUAUAUUGAAAUGGAUGAAUGUUACAACGUUGAUAGAA
Molecule: messenger RNA, 1171 nt
Organism: Cucurbita pepo subsp. pepo (vegetable marrow)
Lineage: Eukaryota; Viridiplantae; Streptophyta; Magnoliopsida; Cucurbitales; Cucurbitaceae
Product: nucleic acid binding / zinc ion binding protein
Source: RefSeq, a predicted model, not a curated record